AUGGUGGCCUUUGCCCAGGUGGCCACGUGCACCCACGUGCCCCUGAGCCCCCCACUCUGGGUGCCGGCUCAGUACAGGGGGGUGUCAGCACGGGCCUUCUGCGGCAUCAUCUUCGGCUGGGCCUCCCUCGUCUUCGUCCUCAAGGACCUGGACUACUUCAAGGACCUCUGCGAGCCCACCGCCUGUGCCAGCCCCAACCAGACUCUACUGUGCGACUGCAGCCGGCAGGAUGAGCAGUUCUCCCUGGUCUUCACCAUCGGCUCCUUUAUGAACAACUUCAUGACCUUCCCCAUGGGCUUCAUCUUCGACCGCUUCGGCACCACCGUCGCCCGCCUCAUCGCCAUGUGA
Molecule: messenger RNA, 348 nt
Organism: Leptosomus discolor (cuckoo roller)
Lineage: Eukaryota; Metazoa; Chordata; Aves; Leptosomiformes; Leptosomidae
Source: RefSeq, a predicted model, not a curated record